AUGGUCCAAAAUGAACAUAAACUGACGCUGAAGAAGAAGAGGAUCCGCCAUGACCAGCUCACCAUACCAGAGCAGAGCACGCCGCCUACAAUCGAACCGAUAGAAAAGAUCGCGCUGACCAAUCCCUGUCCGCUGUGCAUCGAGCACGAACUGGUGAGCGACGUCAUCGACAAACUGCAGUUUGCCUCCGAUAAGAACAAGAUCCAGGAGAAGAUCGUCAAGAGGCAGGACGUGGAAGGCACGGAAGACAGGCUGCACAACGUUUCCGCUUGUCACCUGCCGAAAUCUAGGGAGAUUAUACAGAAGCGGUAUCAGUGAAUUCUCGGCAGUUUUCUUUACGGAAAUAAAAAAUUUUCGUAUUGAUAAAAUUAUUCUGCAUGAAAAAUGAGUGACAGUCCGCUCCCUUCAAUUUUCCUCAAAAAUCGAGCUGGGGACAUUUGAACUACUUUUUAUUUAUCUCUUUGGAAAAUGCAGAAAACACACCAAAAACGUUGAGAUUGUCCACCCUGUACAUCUGUAAAGAUAUAUACAAAUUCUUGUCAAAAUUUCUACAAAAUAAAAAUUGUCGUAUAUGGACAACUUAUUCAGCCUCAAAAUUUUCCGAGGAUGGAAAAUACCUUGGACGUAAAGACGGAGUUAUCGCCAUUCAAAUUUGUCAAUAUUCGAGCCCAGGACAUUUGAACUACUCAUCUAUCUCGUUUUCUUUAUAAAAAUAAAAAUUUUCAAUACAAUCAACGUCUAAACAUGAAAAAAGGCUUAGAAUAUAGAGAUGCAGUUCAGU
Anoplophora glabripennis (Asian longhorned beetle) is the source of this 781-nucleotide messenger RNA. RefSeq lists its product as uncharacterized. The coding region runs from base 1 to 318 and encodes 105 amino acids. The transcript is spliced from 3 exons. Lineage: Eukaryota; Metazoa; Arthropoda; Insecta; Coleoptera; Cerambycidae. The record is from RefSeq and is a predicted model, not a curated record.